AUGAAGAAUGCUAUUGCCAUUGUAUUCCCCGAAUCUCGUCAUAGAUAUUGUCUGUGGCAUAUCAUGGGGAAACUUCCAGAGAAGCUAGGAUCUCAUGCCAAAUUCUCAACGGAGUUGAAGACUGACAUUCAACUUGCAGUAUAUGACUCACAGACCACAUCAGAAUUUGAGGCAAGUUGGGGUGAACUACUUAGAAAGUAUGAUCUGGUUGGCAAUAAAUGGCUUCAGGCCUUAUUUGAGGAAAGGUCUUUUUGGGUUCCGGCUUAUUUGAAAACUGAAUUUUGGGCGGGUAUGAUUACGACUCAAAGGUCGGAAAGCAUGAAUGCAUUUUUUGAUGGGUAUGUCCAUUCUGGAACCACGUUGAAGGAAUUCGUCGACCAGUUUGAUAAUGCCCUUAGAAAGAAGGUUGAGGUAGAGACCACUGUUGACUUCAAUUCUAUGAACCAAACAAUUCCCUGUGUUUCUCAUUUCAACAUUGAGAAACAGUUUCAAAAGUUAUAUACGAAUGCAAAGUUCAAAGAGGUCCAAAAAGAGUUGCUGGGGCUAAUGUGUUGUAAUUGUUUGUUGGUAAGCACACAAGGGUGCAUUCUAAAAUACGAUGUAUUGGAUGAAAUAUCUGCUGAUAACCACAUCAAGACAAUAAAUUUUGAAGUUUACUUUAAUGAAGAAGAAGUGGAGGUAAAAUGCACAUGUGCACUAUUUGAGACCAGGGGGAUUCCUUGUAGGCAUGCACUUAGAGUUUUGCAGUUGAAAAAGAUUAAUGUGAUGCCAGAUGUAUAUGUAUUGGAUCGCUGGAGAAAAGACAUAAAGAGGAGAUACACAUUACUCAGAAGUAGUUACGAUGACCAGCGGGACAGAUCAGAUGCACGGAAUUAUGAGGUUGUGGUUAAACGAUGUAUGAAAUUAGCAAUCAAAAUUUCCUCAGAUAAUGGAAAGGUCAGCGCUUUCCUGCGUGUUGUUGAUGACUUUGAGAAAAAGUGUGAAGGUUCAACACCAGAGUCGACAUUCGAACAAACGAAGGAAAAUCCAAAAGUGGUCUUAGAUACGGGUGUGAAGAUCUUAAACCCUAACGUGGUCCGAGGGAAAGGGAGACCCCCAAGCAAGAGGAAGGUUCCACCCGUGGAAAAGAUAGCAAACAAGAGAAAAAAAUCGACUUGCAGGAAAAUAUUGCUUGAUGAACCAGAACUGGGUGAUGGGGUUGGUGUUGGUACACAAGAGAGCAUUCUUACACAAUCAACUCCACAAGGGAAUUUGGAUGGGAUGUGUGACCGAGUUGAUGCACACUAG
Messenger RNA from Carya illinoinensis, 1287 nucleotides. RefSeq names its product protein FAR1-RELATED SEQUENCE 1-like. The record is from RefSeq and is a predicted model, not a curated record. Gene Ontology annotation, molecular function: zinc ion binding. Gene Ontology annotation, biological process: regulation of DNA-templated transcription. Lineage: Eukaryota; Viridiplantae; Streptophyta; Magnoliopsida; Fagales; Juglandaceae. The transcript has 3 exons. The coding region runs from base 1 to 1287 and encodes 428 amino acids.